AUGGAAGCGAUCCAGAAUAUUAUUACCAAACAUGACUGUAAUUUCACUGUAUUGUCGGGAAUGGACAACGCUGUGAAGAAUUUAUUCAACAGACUCCGGAUUUGUGUUCGCGUUGUCUGCUGUAUACCUAUAGACCAUAUUAUACCUUCAGAAAUUUUUCAAAAGAAAGCUGAUGUAUACCGCUUCAGGCAAGAACUGCCACAGACACGUGCAAGAGAACUUCGGUUCGAAAUGCUACCGAAAUCACGGACUAGUUUAAAGAACAAAAACAUAAACGAAAAUUCGAUUCAGACACUAAUAUCAAAAACUCAAAUAUCCAAAUCACAAUCCAGUUUAAAAGAUAAAAGAAGUAAAGAUUUUGAGAAUAAAACAAAGUCACUAAAACGUCGUUCGAUUUUAAAAGAUAGAAAAACAUUUGAGAGUUCCGAAAUAAAACCGAAAAUAGAUAAUCCAAUUUUAGAGAUUCCUGUGAAAAAACAACAAUUGAGUUUCCAAACUUCAGAAAAUAAAUUACAAAGCAAGAAGGCGAAGUGUCGGUUAUUCAAUUGCAGAAGUAAGAAAAAAUUGAAAAAGCCCGGUAAUGAAGCGAGUGGUUUAAACAAAUCAUUGAGGUGGAGAAUAAAAUCUAGUACUUCUGGGAAAAGUUCAGAAAAUGGGUCCAAAUGUGAUAAACAGGACAGCCGAAAAAAGAGUAAAAAAUCGAAAACAAAGAAAAAAGAUUGCAUACGAUUGAAGUUUGUUUGUUCAAACUCCAAUUCGCUAGCUUUGCAAUGCUCAGAUAAAAAGUGUGUGGGAGAUGGUCCUGCAACAGAAUUUAAUUGUCUAAAUCCAUUGAUAGACUACACUGAUGAUUUUAUUAUGGACUAUUUUAACUGUGAUAAUAAGAAAACCUUGCCGUAA
Arctia plantaginis is the source of this 900-nucleotide messenger RNA. Lineage: Eukaryota; Metazoa; Arthropoda; Insecta; Lepidoptera; Erebidae. The record is from the annotation of a GenBank genome assembly.